AUGAAUUUCCCGGUGUGGAGGCGUCAAAUUCAUGCCACACUUGUUGGGUUUAAUCUCUUUGGCUAUGUUGAUGGUACAACCAAGGAACCAGCCAAAUUCACUGAUCCUGCUCAAACUUCUAUCAACCCGGCUCAUUUAGCUUGGUAUCAUCAAGACCAAGUUAUUGUCAGUGCUCUACUUGGGAGCUGUACUGACACCAUACAGCCCCUUAUCUCCUCGGCUACGACAUCCCAUGAUGCGUGGCAACAUUUUGUUGCUAAUUACGUCAGUGCCUCACGAGGACGUAUCAUAUCCCUCAAGGCUAAACUCACGAGGAAUCCGCGAGGGUCUCGGUCCAUCACCACUUAUCUCAAUGACAUGCGAGCCAUAGCUGAUGAUUUAGCGUUGGCUCAGUGUCCCGUACCUGACGAAGGUCUAAUCGUCUAUGUAUUGACUCAGCUAGGCGAGGAUUACAGUUCCAUCACAUCGGCCAUCCGCGUUCAUGAGAAGCCUCUUUCUUUUGGCGAGUUGGCAGAUGUGCUGACUGACCAUGAACGCCAAUUGACAGACACAGAUGCUUUGCAUCAGUCCUUUUUUACUACUAAUGUUACUCAACGCACCUCGUCACUUCCGCGACGCAACCACCAGUCCAACACCAACCGGAGGGCCCGCAAUAAUAACAAUCAUUAUGGCUCCAAUCGGCAACAAGGGGAACACAAUCGCUCAGCCAAUUCAAUGACUAGGGCUUCUCCUCCCUGGACGUUUGAUAGUGGGGCGUCGCACCAUGUGACACCAAGUCUCGCUCCUCUGCAGACUUUCGCCGAGUAUAGUGGAUCGGAUGAAAUACGUCUCGGUGACGGUAAUUCCUUACAAAUAUCCCAUAUUGGCCAAUCUGUCAUUCCCACUCCUUCUAAUGUUCUCAUUCUAGAUAAUGUCUUGCGUGUCCCACAGUUACACACUAAUUUAGUUUCUAUUUCCCAGUUAUGCAAGACUAAUCAUGUGUCUGUUGAAUUCUUUGAUUCUCAUUUUCUGGUCAAGGAACUUCGAACGGGGAUUCCGCUGCUACGGGGAGUGAACAUUAAUGGUGUCUAUUUUGGACCAGUUGCCUCUCACCCAACAGUUCAUGCUACGCAGUUGGCUUGUUUGUCUUAG
Molecule: messenger RNA, 1131 nt
Organism: Ipomoea nil (Japanese morning glory)
Lineage: Eukaryota; Viridiplantae; Streptophyta; Magnoliopsida; Solanales; Convolvulaceae
Exons: 2
Coding region: 1-1131 (376 amino acids)
Source: RefSeq, a predicted model, not a curated record